Molecule: messenger RNA, 2285 nt
Organism: Humulus lupulus (European hop)
Lineage: Eukaryota; Viridiplantae; Streptophyta; Magnoliopsida; Rosales; Cannabaceae
Product: potassium transporter 5-like
Exons: 8
Coding region: 60-2285 (741 amino acids)
Biological process (GO): potassium ion transmembrane transport
Cellular component (GO): membrane
Molecular function (GO): potassium ion transmembrane transporter activity
Source: RefSeq, a predicted model, not a curated record
UGCAUUUACAGGAUAAUAUAGUGUCAGAUACAUUAGUAGUGGAUCAAUCUGUGGAAUUGAUGGAAAUAGUACAUGAAGAAGAAGAUGUUUCUGUACAGAAGGAACUCAAAGGUAAGAAACUUUCAUGGCAAAAGUUAAUUAGGAACGACUCCUUCGACAUUGAGUCCAGCAGAGUUGGAGGCCACCAUGCAUAUGGCCAAGAAUUCAAGGUUUGUACUGGUUGGUCGGUUAUAUUGAAACUAGCAUUCCAGAGUAUUGGAAUAGUUUAUGGUGAUAUAGGUACAUCACCUUUAUAUGUGUAUUCAAGCACAUUCACUGAUGGAAUAAGGCAUAAUGAUGACAUUUUGGGGGUUCUUUCUUUAAUCUUCUACACUAUCACUUUAAUUCCUCUCAUCAAGUAUGUCUUCAUUGUCUUAAAGGCCAAUGACAACGGCCAGGGAGGGACGUUUGCAAUGUAUUCUCUAUUAUGCCGAUAUGCAAGUGUUGGAUUGAUCCCGAACGAGCAAGUUGAGGACACUAACAUCUCAAAGCUUGAGGUUGAUAGUAGACGCUUAUGGAUUAGAUCUAGACUUGAGAAUAGCAACUUUGCCAAGUACUCCCUAUUGUUGCUCAGUAUGCUUGGCACUUCCAUGUUGAUUGGCGACGGCAUCUUCACUCCUUGCAUUUCAGUUUUGUCCGCCGUUGAAGGUAUUAAGGAAGCUACACCCGCUAUGACACAAGAUAGAGUAGUUUGGAUAUCAAUAGUCAUCUUGAUCGGCCUAUUUAUGGUUCAAAGGUUUGGAACUCACAAAGUGGGCUAUACAUUUUCUCCAAUACUUCUUCUAUGGUUUGUACUUAUUGGUGGUAUUGGAGUCUACAAUCUCAUCAAGUUUGACUUGACAAUCGUUAAGGCCCUAAAUCCAUACUACAUAGUAGCUUAUUUUACCAGAAAUAAGAAAGAAGCUUGGCUUUCUCUUGGGGGCAUUGUGCUAUGCAUAACAGGAGCCGAAGCUUUGUUUGCUGAUGUGGGACACUUCACUGUGAGGUCCAUUCAAAUAAGUACUUGUGCUAUAACGUAUCCAGCUAUUAUUUUAGCCUAUGCUGGACAAUCUGCUUUCCUUCGCAAGCAUCCUGAUGCUGUUUCUGAUAUCUUUUUUAAGUCAAUUCCAGGCCCUCUAUACUGGCCAAUGUUUGUGCUGGCUGUAAUGGCGGCAAUCAUAGCUAGUCAGUCUUUGAUUUCUGGAACUUUUUCUGUAAUCCAACAAUCCAUUUCUUUGGGGUGCUUUCCACGCGUGGAGAUUGUUCACACAUCGGAAGAUCACAAAGGACAAGUUUAUAUUCCGGAAGUCAAUUACCUACUCAUGGUGGCUUGUGUUGCUGUCACUUUAAGCUUCAAAAACACUGUACAACUCGGCUACGCCUACGGGUUAGCGGUGGUGGUUGUAAUGACGAUCACAUCAUGCAUUCUAGUGCUAAUCAUGGCAAUGAUAUGGAAAACUCACAUACUUGUCAUAAUCUUAUACAUUGUGACCAUUGGUGCCAUAGAGCUUGUGUACUUGACCUCAGUUCUCCACAAAUUUGGCCAAGGAGGGUACCUUCCUAUUGUCUUUGCGGCAAUAAUAGUUGCAAUAAUGUUUGUUUGGCAUGACGUGUCCCGAAGAAAGUAUAAUUAUGAGUUUCAGAAUAAGAUUUCUCCACAGAUGAUCAAUGAUAUUGUGGUUGACACAAGGCUCACUCGAAUGCCUGGCAUUGCCUUAUUCCAUUCUGAAUUUGUACAAGGAAUCCCUCCAAUUUUCAAGCAUUAUGUUCAAAAUGUGCCAGCACUACACUCAAUCCUUGUCUUCGUCUCUAGCAAAUCGCUACCAAUUAGUAAGGUUCCCCCGGAGGAACGAUUUCUCUUUCGCAGAGUUCAGCCUAAGGAGCUGAACAUGUUUCGUUGUGUUGCAAGGUAUGGCUACAGAGAUUCUCAUCACAAGGAGAGUCAACCUUUUGAAGAAAUAUUACUUGAUAAACUAAAGGAUUUCAUCACGAACAAGAGUACUGAUCAAGAAUCAAUGAACGAUGAUGAUGAUGAUGAUGGAGAUGGAGAUGAGGUUGAAAUACUUGAAAAAGCAUUCGAGGAUCAUGGUGUUGUCCAUUUGAUGGAAGAAACCCAACUGUUUGCUGGUGCAGGCGCUAAUUUGGCUAAGACAAUCCUAAUUAAUUAUGCUUAUAAUUUAUUAGAAAAGAAUAUCAGCCAUGCAAAGCAAGCAUAUAAUAUUCCUCACAACCGGAAGGUCAUAAUUGGCAUGACCUACGAACUUUGA